This is a messenger RNA of Diceros bicornis minor, 8788 nucleotides long. It is a transcript of the gene HASPIN, whose product is annotated as histone H3 associated protein kinase. Gene Ontology annotation, cellular component: nucleus; cytoplasm. The transcript is spliced from 2 exons. NCBI's taxonomy places the organism in Eukaryota, Metazoa, Chordata, Mammalia, Perissodactyla, Rhinocerotidae. Gene Ontology annotation, biological process: mitotic cell cycle; protein phosphorylation; intracellular signal transduction. Bases 16 to 2424 code for a protein of 802 amino acids. The record is from RefSeq and is a predicted model, not a curated record. Gene Ontology annotation, molecular function: histone H3T3 kinase activity; ATP binding.
UGGCGGGUGCCGGCUAUGGCGGCGUCACUGCCGCGACCCAAGAACCGGCUCUUCCGAACGUAUGGGGCUGCCGGCGGCGGGGGGCCGCGGCAGCGGCCGGGCCGCGCAGCCGCGCAGUGGUUCCCGCCGCAAGACCAGAAGCGUUUCUUCAGCAGCAGCAGUAGCACCGACACCAGCGGCGGAGGCCACUCAAGGUCUGUGGCCUCCGACAACCCUGACGACCCCGACUUCCCCGGCAGCCCGGUGCGUCCGCGGCGGAGGCGCGCUGGCCGGCGAACCUGCACGGACGGCCCGAGCCAGAUCGCGACCCCACGACGCCUGAGGCUGCGAGCUCGGCCCCCGCAGAAGUGCAGCACCCCCUGCGGCCCGCUCCGGCCGCCACCCUUCCUCAGUGCGUGCGGCCGGCCCGGAGACGGUGGCGAGCUGGGCACCAGCGCCUCCCUGUUCAGCUCUCCGGCCUCUCCCGGCCCCGGCCCUGGGUCCCCAGCGCCAGGAGACAGUGUCGUCAGUGCCGUUCCCUCCGCCUCUCUGGACGCAGCCUCUGAAGCGAGCGGCCUCCACCUCCCAGCAGACUCCCUGGACCACACACCUCUACCCUGCUCCCCGGAGGCAGCACCAGGAGGAGGCAGGUUCGCCAGGUUGGCCCGCCAGGCCCGUGCCAGCCUCAGGUCAGCUCUCUUGAGCCUUGUGGACUCAGAAAACCCUGAGGAUUCUGAGUUUGGGGCAGAUGGUAAGAAUAUGAGGGAGUCCUGCCGUGAAAGGGAACUGGUGGGGAAGAGACUGGAGGGCCCAGGUUUAUCAAGCAUCGGUAAGAAGAGGGCCACAGACCAGGACUCUUGUCAAGAAAUUGGGUCUCACGGGGCUGUCCAGAUAGAAUAUGAGGAGGCCAGUGGUGGCAAGGGCUGUAUUGUACCUGGGGAAUUCAACAGACCUGAGAGAACUCGACCAAGCCAGAAAAGGAAACAUCAGGAGACAGUGGACACCUCCCUCCUCCAUUACCACCAGUUUAAAGAGGGCCAAGAGAUGGAAAAAGAUUCUUUCCUCUCCCAGGACCUGACUCAUUUACAGAAUGCCUGCUCUUGGACCAAAGCCAGGGCUUCCUUCAGUUUGCAUAAGAAGAAGAUGGUGACCACUGUGUCAGAAGUGUGCAGCAGCUACACCAUGGACAGUUCUCUCUCCGGGUCCCUCAUAUCAGAAUAUUCAAACCCUCCUGUCACGAACAGAACAAACAGUGCCCUGUCCCCUUGGCACUCCUCUUCCAUGUAUUUGCUAGCCCCCUUAAAGACACUACAUGUCGCAAACAAAAAGCCAUCUGAUGCUGAAAAGGUUUAUGGGGAAUGCAAUCAGGAAGGUCCUAUCCCCUUUAGCUAUUGCCUUUCCACAGAAAAACUGGAAUGCUGUGAGAAGAUUGGGGAAGGGGUGUUUGGCGAAGUGUUUCAAACAAUUGCUAACAACACACCCGUAGCCCUAAAAAUCAUUGCUAUCGAAGGACCGGAUUUAGUCAAUGGAGCCCAUCAGAAAACUUUCGAGGAAAUCCUGCCAGAGAUCAUCAUCUCCAAAGAGCUGAGCCUCUUGUCUGAUGAGGUAUGCAACCGCACAGAAGGCUUUAUUGGGUUGAACUCAGUGCACUGUGUUCAAGGAUCUUACCCUCCCUUGCUCCUCAGAGCCUGGGAUCGCUAUAACUCAACCAAAGGGUCUGCAAAUGACCGCCCUGACUUUUUUGAGGAAGACCAGCUCUUCAUUGUGCUGGAAUUUGAGUUUGGAGGGAUUGACUUAGAGCAAAUGAGAACGAAGUUGUCCUCCUUCGCUACUGCGAAGAGCAUUCUACACCAGAUCACCGCAUCCCUCGCAGUGGCAGAGGCCUCCCUUCACUUUGAGCACCGAGACUUACACUGGGGGAACGUGCUCUUAAAGAAAACCAGCCUCAAAGAGCUCCAUUACACCCUCAACGGGAAGACAAGCGCUAUCCCCACCCGUGGGCUGCAAGUCAACAUCAUUGACUACACCCUGUCACGCUUGGAGCGGGAUGGGAUCGUGGUUUUCUGUGACGUUUCCAUGGAUGAGGACCUAUUUACAGGUGAAGGUGACUACCAGUUUGAGAUCUACAGGCUAAUGAGGAAGGAGAACAAUAACUGCUGGGGUGAGUAUCACCCCUAUAAUAAUGUGCUCUGGCUGCAUUACCUCACAGAUAAGAUUCUGAAUCAAAUGACCUUCAAGACUAAAUGUAACACCCCUGCCAUGAAGCAAAUGAGGAGAAAGAUCCAGCAUUUCCAUAGGACAAUGCUGAACUUCAGCUCUGCCACUGACCUGCUCUGCCAACACAGUCUAUUUCAAACUCUAGUUUUUAUGCCUUUGAGAAUCCAUGGUCACUCUGGGAAAAGAUGUGAUCUUUACAGAGUAAAAAACAGGCCUCUGAGUACCUGAGUCUUUGUCACAUUCUUCACUGUUACAAGCUGGAGACCUUGUAAUUUGAUUGGAACACAAAUUUGCAGCUGGAAUUUGGCUCCAAAACGAUUUUCCCCAUGUAUCUGCAAAAUAAAAUCAGAGUGGGGAGUCAAAGCUGGUGUUGCUUUGCCACCUGUGGCUUUGCAGUGAUAAGCACUCAGCACUUACAUUGAAGAGGAAUUCUUUGUGGUCAGCAAGCCCCUGGCUUGUGUUCACGUACAUCACUGAAGGUCUGCAAUUGAGAGGACAUGUGUUAGGCUUCAAGGCCCCCUCCUCAUUUUAAAUGAACCUGAAUGCUACCAACUGGAUACACUAGGACAGAGGGCCCCAGAUCCUUAAGGAGUCAACGCUGAAGAUCAAAAUGUAAAGUGGUGCUAGGGCAGUUGGGAUCAGGUGGAAUAUCUGACUGUUGUAUAUCUGGGCUGGUUCUGUGUCUAAUUAUCAUUCCUCAGAGUGGCCUUACUUUUCUCCUUCCUUUCUUCCCAAUCCCACAGUCUCUUUUCCCUCCUUAGCAUCAUGUCAGUACCCUUUUGUAACAAGAUCAGUUGGCACAGCUCCCCCUUUGACUACUAACAGGACUCAACUGUUAGUGCCCUAGAGAUCGGUGGGAGCCUGGGUUCUAAGCAGCCUCCUCUCAGGGAAGGGCAGUGCCCACACCCACCCUGACCACCAGUUCCAUCCACAAGAGAGAUGCCUGAAGCUGUCCUGCAGGGAUUGGCCCCUUGGAAGUACUUACUUGGGAAGAACCGCAAUGAAGGCAUGCCUGAAUUGAAGGCUGUGGGUCUCUCUGACUAAAGACCUUCUUUCAUUGGAACUAGGAAAUAAGAAUAUCAGUUCACAGCACACCUGCUUUGUACACACAGCUGCCUCUGUGCCUUGGCUUCCAGGGGUCAUUGAGGGUCAGAUAAGAAAAGACUCUUGGAGGGCCGGCCCUGUGGCUUAGUGGUUAAGUGCGCGUGCUCUGCUACUGGCGGCCCGGGUUCGGAUCCCGGGCGCGCACCGAUGCACCGCUUCUCCGGCCCUGCUGAGGCCACGUCCCACGUACAGCAACUAGAAGGAUGUGCAACUAUGACAUACAACUAUCUACUGGGGCUUUAGGGAAAAAAAAAAAAGGAGAAGGAUUGGCAAUAGAUGUUAGCUCAGAGCCAGUCUUCCUUGGCAAAAAGAGGAGGAUUAGCAUGGAUGUUAGCUCAGGGCUGAUCUUCCUCACAAAAAAAAAAAAAAAGACUCUUGGAGAUAAGCAAUUAGAGUGCAGAAUACUUGCUAGAAAAGUCUUAGAGAAACAUUGAUUUUAAAAGCGUUUCUCAACUUUGACAAUAUUGGAAUUUGGGGCCAAAUAAUUCUUUGUGAGAGGCUGUUCUGUAUAUUGUAUGAUAUUUAGCAGCAUCCCUGACCUCUAACCACUAGAUCCCAGGAGUGCCCCCCAAGUUGUGGCAAUCAAAAAUGUCUCCAGGCAUUGCCCCUGGGGGGCAGAGUUGCCCCCGUUUGGGAACCCUUUGCCAACACCAUACCCCCCGACCCCCAAACAGAAGUUUUGCAGAUGACAGAGCUUCUCCAAAGUUAAAUGAACUAGAAUCAGAACUCCAGUCCAAGGCUCAUUCUAUCAGACAAUACCAAUAGUUUUACUUCGUGUGUCAAUAAAAGAAUGUUUUAAAUAUCCUUGAUAACAAGAAGGGAACGCCAAGUCAGUGCUUUUGUGGGCUCACUGAGGUUCCUCUUCUUCCUGGGCAGUGAGGGAGCCAUAGCUCCUACACAUGCACGUGGGAGGGAGAUUUCUUCCAGGGCCACAGCCUCGGCCUGCUGUGACACAGGCACUACUUACUUGGUGACUGUCACAGUGAUGUCGGCUGUCCUGUUUGGAAAGGCAUUCUCCUCUAGCUGCCAAACUACUGAAAAGUUUGCCUAUUUGAAAAAAAAAAAAUGGUCACUUGAUUCCUCUCUAUACCACUCACAAUUCAAACUGCUUCCUGCUAACUAAACAGACUUGGGAAACAAAAUUCAUAUUCCUCACAGUUUUGUAGCACAGCAUGCUUCCACAUCCAUUAUUCCGUGUAAGGCUCACAAUGUCAAUAUGAAGUAAGCAGGGAAGACAGCAUUAUUCCCUUUUUAUAGCUGAGGAAACCACUUUAGAGAUUUCCCACAGCACACAGAUCGUCAGCGGCAGAGCAGGGACUCACCUCAGGACUAAUAACUUUGGGCCUGAUGCUCCUUCCAUACUAACCCCAACUUCACUCUGCCGUACGGGGUGAGCCAACAGUUUGCCUAGGCUGUAUCCCCCACCCCAUUGCUCCCUACAUUCAGAGCGAAUUUGGCAGUUCUAAGCACUGCUAUGGAUUGUACAGUAAGGGGAAGUGUGGAGACCACAACUGAGAGAUUCAGAUGAAACUGGGAAGUAGAAGACUCCAACUCCAGGGUAGAGAAGAGUCUGCCCAUCAAAACAGACUCACAGACGACCUCUUGAGGACAGGAUGACCGAUCUUGCAGUUCAUGACCAGGACAGAAGCAGCCGGCUUAGGGUCAUCACACUGAAUGUUUGGAGAAGGAGGCUGUUAACACAGAAGACGACCCCAUUCUUAAAGAGCAAGAAAGGGAGCUGUUUCCUCACACCAGUUAAACAAACACUCACUGAUUUUCCAUAUGCCAGACACCUGCCAGGAGCUAGGGACACAAAUCAAUCAGACCUGGUCCCUGUCUUCCUCACAAGCUGGGCAGGAGGGCUCAGUAGUAGAUGGUUGAGGAAUUUAAAUACAAGGCCUAAAGGGUGGUUCUGUGAGAGAGGUCCAGAGAAAAAGGUGAAUUCCAACUAGGAGGAAUCUGUAAAGUCUUCAUGGGGAAGGAGACAUUUGAACUGGGCCUUGGACCACUGCAAAUUUAACCUACUGAGAGGGGCUGGAAGGCCAGCGUGAGUCCAAGCACUGCCAUGCAGCCUUUCUCAACCAUGGUUCCUCAUCUGGACCCCUAAUACAGAAAAUGAUUUGAGUGACUAUUUUCUUAAUUCUCCCAAGGAUAGUGCACCACUAGUUCCAUUCCAGAUGCUUAGGAGACAAUUUCAUUCUUUUCAUAUAGUGGAUGAUGUCCUAGCCCGAAUAGCCUAAGACCCCCAGGGACAAACCUGCAGUUUGACAAAGCCAGGUUUACUGACUCAUUACAAUGCACUGUGGUGUGUCUCCCCAAACACCAGAAAAGACAGAGUUAUUAAAGGAUUCUGGGUUAGGAUGGAGUUCUGGUGAAAUGUAAAUGAAGCAGUGUUUUGAUAGGCUCAGAUCAACAGGGCUUUUUUGAUAAAGCAGGGCUGUGUGUAAAAGGGUCACUCAACAUCAGGUCUGGACCCAGGGCCCCAUUUCCCUGGAAACUGUUAAGAUGGAUGUGGAAAGUUGUGUCCAGAAAUGCUUUAUCUGAAGCUCCGUGCUUUAGAUGGAAAUUGAGACUGCUUCUCUUUGUCAAAGUGACUCAGAUUCUCCAGUCCAGAGUGAGAUGGUUUCAUAAUUACAGACAUAACUUCAGACAGCAGUUUCUGAUUGCCUCUGAUUUUAGAGAACAAAAUUUCUCAGUGUUAUGAUACUUUACAGCUGCAGGAGAAAUAUUGUUUCUUGCGAGAAAUAUUGUUUCCCACUAUCUUGCAGCUGGCUUUAUAUCUGUGAUCCCAAGCUGAUGAAUGGCAGGGCACACUCUUACUUUCCCAGUUUAAGCUAAUUUAUUAGAGAUUAUUUCUCUCUCAGCACCCUGGUUAAGAAAGCCUGCAGGCAAGGAGGAGUGAUUGGGUAGCAAAACAGCACCAUUGAAGGUUUUGAAGGCAGAGAAUGGCAUGAUUGGAUCCAUGGCAUGUGGUUGGAUUGGAGGGGAUUCAUCUAGUUAAUAAUCAUUUAUUGGAUGGACCAGGAUGAGGCUGGAGGAAGACCAGUUAGGAGGUUGCCAUGAAAAAGCAGGAAUGCAGGGAGGGAAUACCAGGAAUGGCAUGUUUCCAAAACUGCCGUCAUGGUUACCUUUUGUAUCCUCUUAAACUGUAAGUUCCUGGGGUAAUUCAAAGCCAUGCUUGUCAUGUAGGAAUCUUCCCCAGAGUUAAUUAGACUAAUGUUCAUGGUCAGCUCCUUUGUGAGACCCACCACCAAUUCCUGCCUGCACAGGGUAGGCAAAUAGAUAAGAGUUACCAGUUUAUUUCAUCUGUAAAAACCUUGAUGCAAUACAAUAGCACAUUCUUAACUAGCUUCUUAGAUAAACUGCCCAAAGGAUACAUUUAGUCUAGGUUUUCUUCCCCCGGAACAUAAGCAAACACCUGGACUACCAGACCCACCUCAGCUGCUGUGUGAGAUGAUAAUGGCUACCAUUUACUUAGUGCUGACUAUGUGACAGGGACCGUGCUAAAUGCUUCACGUGCUCAAUUACUUCUCAGAAUAACCCUAUGAAAGAGUACGGUCACUCUGCAUUUCAAAGAGAAGGAAACAGAAGCCAAGAGAGGCUAAUUAAUUUGCCUGAGGUCUAGCAGCCUCAAAAGGGAGUUGGGAGAAGUGAAUCUGAAUCUUCUUUCUACCACCAAUUCACUGUGCUUACACUAGGCAAGGUACUUCAUCACACAAACUCCUCCAUUUCCCAUGUGUUUAUGGAGCACUUUCUCUGUGCCAGCUACGCUGCUCAGCAUUGGAGAUCAGCGGUGCAGGAGACAGACACUGUUCCUGCCCUUUUCUUGGCUUCAGCUUUCUCACCCACAACAUCAUUCAGGCCCUUCCAAUCUAAAGGCUGUGUUUUAAAACAUGGGUCUGUUCAGCCUGGAGAAGAGGAGACUUGGGGAUUGGUGAGAGCUUCCUGCAGUCCACUGAGGUACUGUGGGGCCCCAGAGUGCAGAACCACUAUCAGUAAUUGAGACCUGCAGGAAAACAUAUUAACAAUACAAAGAAAACUAACCCUCUGAAACAUUCAAAGAUGGAACGUGCAGCUCUGGGAAGUAAUGUGACAUGUGUUUUGUUGUGUUUUUGUUUUUAUCAGUUGAGAAGGCGAUAGAUUGAUUGGAGGGAGAGAGGGGGCCACGACAGAGCCUGCUGUGGAAAUCCACUGAGAGAUGGCACAUGUCUGAAAGUAGACAGUGGUAGUGGGGAUGGAGAGAAGGGAUAGAAACCAGAGAUGGUAAGGCCGUAAUGCAAGCAGAGCAAAAAAGAGGAGUCAAGGAUGAGUCCUGCGUUUCCACCUUGGAUGACGGAGUGAGGGAGAGAGCACAGGAGGAAGACUAGAGGGCGGAAGCUGACCAGAUGAGUUCAGUCUGGGCCAGGCUGAGAGGUGCCCAUAGGCUAACAAGGGAGAGAUGUUGAAAUGUCAGUUGGAUAUACUGUUGUAGAGCCCAGGAGAGAGAUCUGAGAGUCAUCAGAAGUUUUAGCAGGGGUUCUUAAUUUGAGGGCCAGGGACAGUUUCAGAGGGCCUCAAAUGCAAACACUGAUGUAUGCACACGUGGUCUUCUAGGGAGAAGGGUCUGCAGUUCUCCUUAGAUUCUUUUGGAGAUUCGUGUCCACAAAAAGGUCCAAAACCACUGAGACAUUUGGAUGCUAACGAUUAGACUCAAUACUUUUGAAAAAAGAAGAGACUGCUUGCUCUGUACACUAGGGGCUGAUGUAGGGCCAGCUGUGUGUGCUGUAUCUAUUUCACUAGGAGUUGGCUGGGACGGUGGUUCUUGGCUGUAAUUAAUUCCUUGUUGGAAACAGCUGCAUCUGCUGGUUAGGCUGGAUUCCAAAGCACUCGAAAGUCUUGAAUUGAAUCCUUAGUGAUUUAGAUGAUCAGCACUAAGCCAUCCACAUCUGAAACACAAGUCCUGCAAAUGUCUCUGAGGGGGCCUACCAGGACUCAGGGACCAACAUUCUUCCCCAUGGAUGCCAACUCUGGCCAACUGGCCAUCAGUACCAUGUUACACACACAGCACUAGUAGCCAGGGAGGGCAUUUUAAGACCACCACAUGUCCAAAACCAAACUCAUGAUCUCUUCUUCCCCGCCCACCUUCCAAAACCAUUCUUCCAAAGGUUCCCCAAUCGGUUCUUGGCAUCACCACCAUUCUAGAAUUCAGUAUCAUCCAACAGAACUUUUGCAGUAAUGGAAAUGGUCUAUAUCUGUGCUGUUCAAUAUCACUAGCCAUAUGUGGGUACUGAGCACUCAAAAUGUGGCUAGUGCAACUUAGGAACUAAAAUUUUAUUUUUAUUUAAUAAUUUUAAUUUAAAUAGCCAAAUGUGACUAGUGGCUACUGUGUUGGACAGCCCAGUCCUAGAUGCUCAGGCUGAAACCUUGAAAGACUUCUUAGACCUCUCCCUUUCUCUCACUCCCCACAUCCAAUCUGUCAUCAAAUCCAGUGGGCUCUAACAUCAAAAUA